CAGCAUCCUACAGAGCCCUGAGGGCAAAAUGCCCAUUGAAUCUAAUCCAAGAUGGACACAAGGCUGUGAAUUACCAUAGACCUGGAAGCUACAUCAUAAGCGGCAUCGUCUCUCCAAAAAUUGGUUUCUUUGAGCCGUUUGUUUUCUCCAAACCUCCUCAGUUGAAGCUUUAUAGUGAGUCACAAAUGAGAUUUUGGCAUGUGCUGUCCUUCUGGUUUGCCAUUCAGAAGAUCAGUCAGAAUUCUGGGUUCUCACCAAACAUCACCUUGGGCUACAAUCUCUAUGAGAACUACUCUGAUAAAAGAAUAACUUCUGACGCUGUGAUAGAUCUGCUCGCUGGUGGGAAAAGUAGUAUCCCCAACUUCAGCUGUGGGAAACCAAAUCCUCUGCUUGCUGUUUUGGAACGGGCUGACUCUGAAAUCUCCAACCAAAUUGCCACUCUUCUGGGCAUCUACAAAAUCCCACAGGUUAGUUAUGGACUGGCUCCUUCUCUUCAUAGUGACAAAACUCAAUUCCCCUUUUUUUACCGCAUGGUUCCAAAAGAAGAAACCCAGUACGAAGGGAUUGUCCAACUGCUCCUGCAUUUUGGAUGGACAUGGAUUGGCCUGUUUGCUCCUGAUAGUACCAAUGGGGAAAGGUUCACUAGGACAUUGACCUCCAUGCUGAUCCGGAAUGACAUUUGUGUUGCCUUCUCGAAACAAUAUUCCCGAAUGAUUUCCUACACCAGCACAUUCCAAAGUGUACCAACCACCCUGUGGAAGCAAGUCAACGUAUUUUUAUGUUAUGCAGACACAGACUUUGCUUUUGGUCCAAUUAUCCGCUUUCAUCAAAUCUUCAACAGCAACUUCGAUUCAACAGUGGGAAAAGUCUGGGUCACGACAGUUGUAUGGGACAUCAAGUUGAUCUUGGCUUAUGUGCCUUUUUUAUUCCAGAACAUCCAAGGUUCCUUCUCCUUAGACAAGUCAAGCAAAAGGGCAACAUUUGACUCUUAUGACCCCCGUUCCUUCUUCCUGGAAAAGUUUUGGAAAGAAGCAUUCUCUUGUUCCUACUCAAAGCUGGGUCUGUCAGUGAAAGGCUGGAGAAGAUGCAAAGAGAAUGGGAAUGUGGAGACCUUACCUCCCCAGGAGCUUGAAAGAGUCCUGUCCCAAGACAGAUACACCAUUUACAACACACUUAAAAUUGUGGUACAGGGUUUACAGGUUGCCCUUAUGUCCAGAUCCAGGAGGAACCCGGGGUCAAGUAAAAAUAGGUUGGAGGAUGCUUCCAAGUUGCAACCAUGGCAGGUUCACUAUUUCUUAAGAGGGGUCCAAUUUUCAAAUGAUUCCUCAAGCGGGCUCUACACGGACAAGGAUGGCGAAUUGGCGGCCAACUUUGACAUUAUGAACUGGGUGCAAUUUCCCAAUCGGACUAACGGCAGAGUGAAAAUUGGGAGCAUAGAGAAGGCAGCGGAGGCCAGACUCAAGUUCAUUAUCCAUCCUGAAGCUAUUUUAUGGCCCUUGCAGUUUAAUAAGAUCACACCUUAUUCCAGGUGCACCGAAAGCUGUAGGACUGGCUACACCAAGGCAGCUCGAAAGGGGCAGCCUAUCUGCUGCUAUGAUUGUGCCCCCUGCCCAGAAGGGACCAUUUCCACUCAGGAAGAUUCAGAUCUUUGCAUCCUGUGUGGGGACUAUCAGCAUCCAAACAAGGCUCAAGAUCACUGUGUACCCAAGAUUAUAUCUUAUCUAUCUUAUGAUGAAAAUUUAGGGAUCAUCCUUGCUUCCUUUGCAUUGUUCUUGUCCUUAGUCACAGGAUUUGUGUUGGGAAUUUUCAUUAAAUUCCUAGAAACUCCCAUUGUCAAAGCCAACAAUCGGGACCUCUCUUAUGUCCUCCUCAUCUCCCUCCUGCUUUCUUUCUUGUCCUCCUUCCUCUUCAUUGGCCAGCCAAACAAAGCCACCUGCCUUCUCCGACAAACAGCCUUUAGCAUCAUCUUCUCGAUUGCUGUCUCUUCUGUCUUGGCCAAAACAAUCAUGGUGGUGCUGGCUUUCCUGGCCACAAAGCCAGGGAACCGGGUAAGGAGAUGGCUGGGGAAGACUUUGAGCAACACCAUUGUCCUUUCUUGCUCCAUUGUCCAAAUUGUUCUCUGUACGAUCUGGCUGGGCUCUUCGCCCCCCUUUCCUGACUCUGAUAUGAACUCGCAACCUGAAGAGAUCAUCCUGCAAUGUAAUGAAGGCUCUCUUGCUAUGUUCUAUGGCGCUCUUGGCUACAUGGGCUUCCUGGCUGCCAUCUGCUUUUUGGUGGCUUUCCUAGCUAGGAAGCUGCCUGGGACCUUCAACGAAGCCAAAUUGAUCACCUUCAGCAUGCUGGUCUUCUGCAGCGUUUGGGUGUCCUUUGUGCCCACCUACCUAAGCACCAAAGGGAAAUACACGGUGGCCGUGCAGAUCUUCUCCAUCUUGGCCUCCAGUGCUGGGUUGCUGGCCUGUAUCUUUCUUCCUAAAUGCUACAUUAUUGUACUGAGGCCUGGUUUAAAUACAAAAGAGCAACUCAUGAUAAAAACGAGCCAUGCAGUGUAAUCCUUAGUAGCAGGCAUAUGUCAAAAUCUGGUCUAGCAAUGCAAUUUCCUCCUUAAAUAGAAUGAAGGAAAAAAUUUCCUGAUAGUUAGAACAAUCAGUGGAAAGGCUUGCCUCAAGGGUGAAAUGCUCCCAGUUCAGAUCGGAUCGCCCAAUCCAGUAGCGAUGAAGGCGGGUGGUUCGGAGAACCGGUAGCAAAAAUCCCUGCCCCUUUCCCCCCCUGCCAUGCCCAGCUGAGCCACACAAUCAUC
Molecule: messenger RNA, 2797 nt
Organism: Pantherophis guttatus
Lineage: Eukaryota; Metazoa; Chordata; Lepidosauria; Squamata; Colubridae
Product: vomeronasal type-2 receptor 26-like
Biological process (GO): G protein-coupled receptor signaling pathway
Cellular component (GO): plasma membrane
Molecular function (GO): G protein-coupled receptor activity
Source: RefSeq, a predicted model, not a curated record